Molecule: messenger RNA, 748 nt
Organism: Stegodyphus dumicola
Lineage: Eukaryota; Metazoa; Arthropoda; Arachnida; Araneae; Eresidae
Product: HIV Tat-specific factor 1-like
Source: RefSeq, a predicted model, not a curated record
ACCAGAUGAAUCCACAGAAGAACCUCCAUGCGGUAAAGGUACGCCACAUGAAUCCACAGAAGAACCUCCAUGUGGUAAAGGUAAGCCAGAUGAAUCCACAGAAGAACCUCCAUGCAAUGAAGGAAGUAUGGAAGUUCAAGCUCCCGUAACCUCACUUCGAGCCAGGCGAAUGAGGAGGCGUCUACAAGGUGCGUCAGAGGAAUCCACAGAAGAACCUACAUGCGACGAAAGCGAGGAUGGUACGCCAGUUGAAUCCACGGAAGAACCUACAUGCGACGAAAGCGAGGAAGGUACGCCAGUUGAAUCCACAGAAGAACCUACAUGCGACGAAAGCGAGGAAGGUACGCCAGUUGAACCCACAGAAGAACAUACAUGCGACGAAACCGAGGAAGGUACGCCAGGUGAAUCCACAGAAGAAACUACACCAGAGAAAAGUGGGAAAGGUACGAUAGGCGAAUCCACAGAAGAACAUACAUGUGACGAAACCGACGAAGGUGAACCCACAGAAGAACAUACAUGCGACGAAACCGACGAAGGUGAACCCACAGAAGAACAUACAUGCGACGAAACCGACGAAGGUGAACCCACAGAAGAACAUACAUGCGACGAAACCGACGAAGGUACGCCAGGUGAACCCACAGAAGAUCAUACGUGCGAAGAAACUGAGGAAGGUACGCCAGGUGAAUCCACAGAAGAAACUACACCGGAGAAAGGCGGGAAAGGUAUCUAUUUUAUUCAUAAUGAUUAA